Trifolium pratense (red clover) is the source of this 3153-nucleotide messenger RNA. Its product is annotated as translocase of chloroplast 159, chloroplastic. The transcript has a single exon. Bases 90 to 2774 code for a protein of 894 amino acids. The record is from RefSeq and is a predicted model, not a curated record. NCBI's taxonomy places the organism in Eukaryota, Viridiplantae, Streptophyta, Magnoliopsida, Fabales, Fabaceae. Gene Ontology annotation, cellular component: chloroplast outer membrane. Gene Ontology annotation, molecular function: GTP binding. Gene Ontology annotation, biological process: protein targeting to chloroplast.
AAGUCUCUUCGGCUCGACGGUUAGCCACUUUUGUUGAGAUUGGCUACUGGCUAGGCUACACUCUAUCUCUAACAAACAAACCUUCAUUCAUGGCGUCAAAUUCAAAGACAUCUGUAAUUGCCACCACCGGCGACGGCGAGUUCCCUCAACAAAUGAAUCUCUCAGGUUCCGUUCCUAUCAGAGCUCCUCUUACCAUUGAUGAUUCAGAUUCUGAUUUUGAUCUUUCAACUGACGCCUCUCUUUCCGAAACCGCCUCGCAUUCUGACCUAGAACAUGAACCACAUUAUACCUCUCAAAAAGAAGAAGAAGAAGAAGAAGAAGAUGAUGAUGACGAACAGUGUUUUGAAACUGACGAAGAACUUUCUCCUCUCGUCCAAGUACCUUUACGUGUUACUCCUUUCGCUCAUUUGUCUAACUACGACGAUGAGGAAAACGAAGAAGAAGAAGAUGGUGAUGAUGAUGGUGAUGGUGGUGAAAUUUUGAGUGCUGAGAGAGUGCCGGAGAAAACAUUUUCUGAAGAUACAGGUUUCGAUGUAUCCAUUGAAGCUGAAAAUGAGAUUCCCAAUGGUAAUGAAUUUGAUCAGGAAAUGGUUGUGGACGAACUUUCUACUGCUACUCCAACUGAUUUGGAUGAUUUGUUGCAGUGUUCGCGAGGCAGUUUGGAGAAUGACCAAUUUAGGAAGGUAAGAGUUGCAUUAAAUGAAUUUGAAAAUGAUGAUAUAAAAUUAUAUGGUUUAGAUACAAAUGAUGAAAUUAGGGUUCUGAUUGAUUUAAUUGAGGCUGAUGUUCUAAUGGAAAGUAAGUUGGAGAUGGAAGACACUGUGAUAACUGAUAUGGUGGACGAAACUCCCAAUGCCAGCGGCGGUUUAUUAGAAUCCAAUGCUGAGGAUUUUGUCAACAGUAUUAUGAUGCUGGAGCAGAAUACAAGUGUUGAUAAUUUAGCAGAACAGAACCCCGAAACAGGUGAAUCGCUAUCUGAUGCUUUUGCUGAAAAUAUUGAAUCUAGUAGUACAAAAACUCAAAGCACUGUGGCUAAUGGAAGUCAAGGUGUUGUUGCUUGUCAUCAAGAAAGUGAGAGUGAUAAUAUGGUAAGCAUAACUAAAUCUGUCGUCGACUCAAAAGAUACGUUGCAUGAUUCAUCUGUUGGUUUUGAAUCCAAUGGUGAUGCUUGUGAAGGUAACGAAAUUCAGGGUGUUGAGUAUUCAGAACUUUCUGAUGCGGCACUCUUUCAAGAAGAAUGUACAUAUUUGGAAAAUAGUUUGUCUGAAACUGUUUUGGGUGUUGUUCAAGAAGAUGAGCUGUUUUGUGAUAAACGUUUGCAUGAAAAUGCAGAAACAUUUAACUUGGAAGACGCUGUAAACAUAGAGGCUCCUGUGGGGCUAAACAUAGUAAGACAAGAGGCAAAAGGAGAUGGUUUUGCUUUGGAUGAAGAUGUGGAAAAAUUGAUGUCAGUUCGCCUUGAGCAGUUUAGGGAACAAAUUUCAGCACUCUCGAUUCUUUUGGGUUCAAUAGGUUCUGGAAAGAACUCUAAUGAAGAACGGACAUUCAUUAGUCCACAUGGAAGAAGGAACUUACCAAAGAAUGGCGGGAGAAGUCAAUUAAUUUAUUUUGACAGUGAUGGUGAAUCAGAUUGCAACUCAGUUACAGUUACUUUUGCUGAUCAAUCCAAUGUUCUUUUUCUCAAAGGUCCAGAUAGUUUCAGUUCCUUAUCAGGUGGUGACACUCGAGAUGGGUUCCAACACAACAUAAGUGAAGCAGAGAAGGAGAAGAUACACAAUAUACAGACGAUAUGUGUGAAAUUCUUGAGGCUUAUCCAGCGAGUGAAUUUUUCUCUUGAAGAUUCCUUGGUCUCAAAAGUUUUAUGCAGGUUGGUUGCAGAUAUUGGAAGGCGCUCAAACCAAGAAACUGUCAUUAGUUCAGCAAAAACAUUAGCAAAGAAGCUCGAAGAAGAUUCGGAGGAUGAUUUAGACUUUUCUUUGAACAUUCUGGUUCUUGGCAAAAGUGGUGUGGGAAAGAGUGCAACCAUUAAUUCUAUUUUUGGUGAUACAAUGGUCACUACAGAUGCAUUUGAACCCGCCACAACAUCUAUAAAAGAGGUUUCUGGAACUAUAGAUGGAAUCAAGAUCAGAAUCCUUGACACACCAGGUCUCAGGUCCCCUAUGAAGGAGCAAGCUUUCAACAGAAAGAUACUGUCAUCGGUAAAAAGGUAUAUGAAAAAGUUUCCUCUGGAUGUCAUUCUCUAUGUUGAUAGAGUAGAUAUCCAGACCACAGAUCUUAAUGAUUUACCAAUAUUAAGGUCAAUCACAAGCACUCUUGGUCCAUCAAUAUGGCAACAUACAAUCCUUACUCUCACUCAUGCUGCUUCUACUUCUUUGGACGGUCCAUCGGGAUCCCCUCUGAGUUAUGAAGUAUUCGUUGCUCAAAAAUCCUAUCUUUUUCAACAAUCAAUCAUCAAAGCAGUUGGUGAUCAGUGUCAAUUGAGCUCAAGUUUCAUGUGUCCAGUGUCUCUUGUCGAGAACCAUCCAUUCUAUGGAAAAAAUAUAUCUGGGGAGAGUGUGCUUCCCAAUGGACUUAGAUGGAGAAGCCAGUUAUUAGCUUUGUGUUUCACUCUGAAGAGCCUAUCCCAAGUGUCUUCUGUUUCAAUACCUUGUACUCUGUUUGAUAAUUGGAAGCAGUUUUUCUUACAGGAUCAUUCACAGCCUCUGUGCCAUCUAUGUUCUUGUUUGUUGCAGUCUCCUGCUCAUCAUCUAAAAUUCACUUCCAAUUGGAAUUGACUUGGCUAUUCAUCUGGCAACUGUUUUUAAUGAAUAUAGAAAUAUCCUAAAUGGUUGUCGAAGGCCCCUAAAAAGAAAGUCUUGAGAAGAGGAGGUAAGAUGAUUCUGGCACAUCAAAAACAUUAGUCUUACGGAGAGUCCAAAGGAGAAGUGUUAGUGUUUCUGUUUACUUCAAGUCCCGGCUUAUGGCGAUGCCAAUUCUCGGUUGCCAUGACUGGGACAAUAAUCUUUAUUGCCAGAUUGUCAACUCUGCAAAAACAUUGGUACAUUGUAGGUAUAACUUUAAUGCUGAUUUAAGAUAACGAAAUUGUACUAAAUAUUCCUCUGCCUUGUUUGUAAAAGAGCCUGAAAUGCUACUCCACUAACAAUGUUAUAAUUA